UCUGCAUCCCUCUCUUUUUUCUCUUCCUCUCUGUCUCAGCUCCACUCUCCCUGGCUCCUUCCUCCUUUUAUUGCACUUCCAUUUCUCCAUCUGUCACUCCCAUUGUCUUCCACCGCCACCUCUCCUCUCCCUCUCCCUCCUUGCUUCUCUCCUAUAUCUCUGUCUGUCUCUCUCUCUGCAUCCGAGUCGUUCCCCCCCCCUUCUCUCUGUUCUCCUGCCCUAUCAUUCAUCCCCUCAUUCUCAUUCUCCUGCUGGUGUUUCUGUGCGUGGUGCCGAUUGGCUGCUGGGAUCCUUCCUGGAGUAGCUGACACCCCACUCCAUCUACCUAACCCUUGCAGACAAGCCCCCACUCCGGCAGAUGGCAAGGGGAGCGUGGGGAGUUUGAGGUCUGUCAAGCCACCAGCGUGAGCGGCCUCACAUCCCUGGAGGGACGCAAGCACAGCCGGCUGGCCAUCAGCAGGUGCAUGAGUGGGGCACAGGGCUGAGGAGGAGACAUCCCACGUCAGUAAAAGAGGGGACAAUGGGCAGGUCCAGGAAGAAAGACUUGCAUCUCUGAUAGUACGUUUUGGGACUUGCUCCCUCCUGGGAUUGCUUUGCUCAAAUUGCUUUUAGCAAAGGGGAAGGGGAAAAAUAUGACACGGAUUCUCCUGGUGAAGCAGAGGAAAAUGUACAUCCCAACGACACACUGCUAGCUGAUCCUGCAGGGAGACUGUCCCGUCCCUCUUCCCUGUCUCUGAUAUGGACGCGUCUGCUUUCAGCCUCCCCACCCCGCCAGAGUCAGAAGAGAAGAAUGUUUCUGGCAGCUGGGCAGGCUCCACCAGUGCCAACGGUUCCACCACCACUAGCCCUGGUGUGGUUGUCAGUGGUGUUCUCAUCCCCCUGGUUUACCUCAUUGUCUGUGUUGUGGGGCUGGCUGGGAAUUCUCUGGUCAUUUACGUGGUCCUGCGGCACUCCGUGAGUGAGUCGGUGACCAACGUCUACAUCUUGAACCUGGCCCUAGCUGAUGAACUCUUCAUGCUGGGCUUGCCCUUCCUGGCUGCACAAAAUGCCCUGUCCUACUGGCCCUUUGGGUCCUUCAUGUGUCGCCUGGUGAUGGCCGUGGAUGCUAUCAACCAGUUCACCAGCAUCUUCUGCCUGACAGUGAUGAGUGUUGACCGCUACCUGGCUGUGGUCCACCCAGGGAAGUCCUCCAAAUGGCGGACGGCACGGGUGGCCAAGGCUGUGAGUGCAACUGUAUGGGUGCUAUCAUCCGUGGUGGUGCUGCCCGUGGUGGUCUUCUCAGAUGUCCCCUUAGGUAUGAGCACAUGCCACAUCCAGUGGCCAGAGCCUGCCUCGGUGUGGAGAGCUGGCUUCAUUGUCUACACUGCUGCCCUGGGCUUCUUUGGGCCACUGUUGGUGAUUUGUCUCUGUUACCUGCUCAUCGUUGUAAAGGUCCGUUCCUCUGGCAGGCGGGUGAGGGCUCUGUCCUCCAAGCACAAGCUCUCAGAGCGCAGGGUGACACGCAUGGUGGUGGCUGUUGUGGCUGUUUUCGUCCUCUGCUGGCUUCCUUUCUAUGUCCUCAACAUCAUCAAUGUUGUCUGCCCACUGCCAGAGGAGCCAUCCCUCUUUGGCGUUUACUUUCUUGUGGUGGUGCUGCCAUACGCCAACAGCUGCGCUAACCCCAUCAUCUAUGGCUUUCUCUCCUACCGCUUCAAGCAGGGCUUCCGGAGAGCCAUCCUCAGGCCAUCCCGCCGAGUCCAGAGCCAAGAGGCGCCACCAUGUCCCCCAGAGAAGACUGAUGAUGAAGAGGAAGAGGGGGAGAUUAGCAAGAUUACCCAGAAUGGAAAUGACAGACAGGAACACCCCCUCGGCAGUGGGGCAGGAGAAAGUAAUGAGCAAAAACCACUCCCUGAGGAGCCUGUGGGCUGUGAGAAGAGCAACAGGUUGCAUGUCAGUUAUUUAUGAUGAAAGGGAUGGUGCAGAGGAAAGAGAGGUUGGAAUAUGGGAUCCCCUUCAACUUCUGUGUUACUCCAGCUUGAAGCGGAUGGGAGAGGUUGCCACAAGGGAGGUACUAAAGGCCAAGACCGCUUAAAGAUGAAGAGGGCUCCAGGAGCCUGUGGAAAAGGCAAAACAUUGUAUCUGACUUUGGAAGGGACCCCCGGGUCUGUGUGGUACCAGAGAUAGGAAGGACUGUAUCCAGGGUAAGCUGGAGAAGUGAUGGGCAUUGACAACACAGAGAGAGGAAGGCCAGCAGCAUGAUCCAUCAUCAGAUUGCCCAACUGUGAAGGGCAACAGCUGCCAUCUGACUGUGGCACCUCAAGGAAGUCCUCAAAAUGGCACAUGGAACAUGUGGCCACAGCUACUGAAGGUCUAGAAUGGGCAUCCCAGUGCCAGAUUUCCCUGAAGGAAGAGCAGGAACGAAAAAUCUCUGCAGCUAAGACAUACCAACCAGUUGCAUGAAUGGCCGACCCUUCUCUUGCUCUGUCUUGGGGACUGCUUCCCCAGCUGCACUAGUCCUGGCUGGAGGCCACUCUGACUGCCCAAAGCCUCCUCUUUGUUUCUAGGGUUCUCAUAGGCUCUGGGCAGGCUGAUGAGACUUAUCUGGGGGAGCAAAUGCAACACUUCUUUCCUGAAUUCUGCACUUCUCAGGGCUUUCUUGGUGCCUAUGCACCAUGGUGGAAGGUAUAACAAGGGUGGAAAAGAAGCCAACGAGGCAUGGGUUGGGGGCAGAGUUUCUUAAAAGAAAUGCUCUUUCUCCUUUCCUUUCCCUAAGUUUUACUGUAAAUAAACAAAAAGACUUUGGACUUAAAGACCAACUGGGCAGAAGCGCUCUGUGUUUAGGGGAGGGAGAAUGCUAUAGAUUUGGGUCUCCUGAGAAUAUACACUAGUACCUAAAUGUUUGUAUGACAGAUUGAUCUCUGUAUGGAGGGGUGCUUGGCUGGUACAGGAGAUCAAGGCAUGUAUCAGUCCUUGGGGAGGGCUACAGGGGAGGGAAUUGGGGUGAUACUAUGAACUAAUUUAUCUUGUGGGGAAUGGUUGAGUAUUUGGCUCAGGAUGGAGAAGAAAUUAUAUGUCUGCAUGUGUAUAUAGGGGGCUGUAUGGGAAAGUUUGAUCCCUGGAUUGUAUGGGUGGGGGGGUGUCCAUAUGAGUGCACAGGACUGGCUGGGUAAGCCUUGGAAAUGAGUUUCUUAGCAGGGAGAAGCUGGAAAGAAUUUGUGGCGGUACAAUUGCACACUCUAAGGGCACAAGGAUUAGAUAUGCCCAAACGCAGGUGUGUGAGAUAUUUGCUUUCCAGGUGCCAGGAAUUUAUCUGACUCUGAGAAUGGCUGAAUAGGGUCAGAGACCCAGCAGCCAGUGCUGUGGGGCCAGUGGGGGCUGGGCUGGGCACUGAUGUUAAUCUGCAUGUGUGUAAGUGUGCGUGUCUGUCUGAGUGUGGCUCAGUGUACAUAUGUGUACAAGUAUGCAUAAGGGGUAUAUGUGUUUAUAUAAGCAUAUACAAAUGCAGAGGAGGGAGUAUGUUUACGUAAUUGUGGGAUCUUUAACAGUUGAUUUGUUUGUGUAGGCAUGCAAGUAUGUAUGGAAGUGUGUGCACGUAGCUAGUUGUGUAAGAGUGUGAGAGGAUGUGUGUUAGUGUGUGUGUUUGCUUGUGCAUAUCUGCUGGUGGAUGGAAGUUGUAGGUGGGUCUGCCUGAGUGUGCAGGCUACAGGAGCAGCGAUGUACAAAUGUGUGGGGGAUGAA
Messenger RNA from Struthio camelus australis, 3717 nucleotides. RefSeq names its product somatostatin receptor 3 (gene SSTR3). Gene Ontology annotation, cellular component: neuron projection; plasma membrane. Gene Ontology annotation, biological process: neuropeptide signaling pathway. Lineage: Eukaryota; Metazoa; Chordata; Aves; Struthioniformes; Struthionidae. The record is from RefSeq and is a predicted model, not a curated record. Gene Ontology annotation, molecular function: neuropeptide binding; somatostatin receptor activity.